Molecule: messenger RNA, 408 nt
Organism: Knipowitschia caucasica
Lineage: Eukaryota; Metazoa; Chordata; Actinopteri; Gobiiformes; Gobiidae
Source: the annotation of a GenBank genome assembly
AUGGAACGAGUAGUUGUGGAUAUUCUCGGCCCCUUUCCUGUGACCAAUUCUGGAGACCGCUACGUCCUUGUGGCUAUGGACUAUUUUACAAAGUGGUCAGAAGCCUAUGCUGUACCAGAUCAAAGUGCCGCCACGACAGCUGGAAGACUGGUUGAUGAGAUGUUCACCCGCUUUGUAGUGCCCGCUGAGCUUCACAGUGACCAGGGGCGGAAGUCUGCAAGCUGCUCGGCAAGCACCAGCGUGACUGGGACCGUUCCCCUCGUCCUCUGGGCCUACCGAACCGCAGUCCAAGAGUGCCCCCCGGCUGCUCUCAUGUUCGGGCGAGAGCUCUGUACACCUGUGGCUCUAGUGUUCGGGAGCCCUCCGGAACCAGAGAUUGCAGAAGGGCGCGAGAUGGACAAUUUCUAA